Messenger RNA from Penaeus chinensis, 1489 nucleotides. RefSeq names its product arylalkylamine N-acetyltransferase-like 2. The transcript is spliced from 5 exons. NCBI's taxonomy places the organism in Eukaryota, Metazoa, Arthropoda, Malacostraca, Decapoda, Penaeidae. The coding region runs from base 137 to 781 and encodes 214 amino acids. Gene Ontology annotation, molecular function: N-acetyltransferase activity. The record is from RefSeq and is a predicted model, not a curated record.
UUGCAAGGUUGCAGUGUUCUGUCUGGCAACAAAGAUCAUUUGAUAGCGUUAGUUCGUUGCUUGCCUGCAUCGCGGACCUACAAUUCACCAGGCCAGUCGCGAAACAACAUUUUAUCCAAAGAUCUCAACUUCGGAAAUGGCCAAUGUCAACGAUUUCGAUUUCCUCCUAUUGACGCCCGGUGACUUUGGGGAAGUGACCGAAUUUUUGGCGAAGGAAUACUUCACUAGGGAGCCGCUGACCCUGGGCACCCAAUCAAAAGACAUCCGGCCGACAGAGGGCAGGAUAGGAGCAGACAUCCGGAAGUGUCUCGAGUCGGGAGCGUCUAUGGGCGUGAGACACAGACCCACGGGUGAGUUGGUGGGCGUGAGUACAUGCAUAUUCGAAUCACAAGAGAAAUCUUCGACGCCCACCCAUCCGGCGAAUGAGCUAACUCUCUUCUACCGCAUGUACGACGAAGUAAUGAAAGGCGUCGAGGUCUUUGAAGAGAAGGAAGUAAACAAAGUGCUGUCGGUCUACAUGCUUGGAGUUCACAGAGGCUUCGUGGGACGUGGUUUGGGCCAAAGGCUUGUGGAGCUUUGUGUCGCUAAAGGCGUGGAAAGGGGUUGCCAGAGGUCAGUCGUGUGCAUCACCAGCAAAUUCUCUUACAAAAUCUUCGCCAAGCUAGGUUACGAGGUGCGUCACUGCCUUGACCUGACCUCCCUCGGGCCGGACUGGGGCGUCGACACCUCGCUCAUGAAUGGGAACACCCUAGUCAGCGUCAUGGCCAAGCGGUUGUCUUAAAGAUGGAGAAGAAAGGAGUGUUAAUUGUUUAUAAAGAGUCCCUUGUUUAUAAAGAACUGUGUCUCAUUAUUGAAAAAAAAACAUGGUAGUCUUAAUUGAUAUGUUUAUCAAAUAACAGUAUUAUGAGAAUUCUUAUCUUUUAGGUAGUGUAUGAAUUAUUUUGUCUAUUUACUGCUUCAGAGUAUUUUUCUUCCCCGAAGAAUAUUUGAUUUAACAAACAGAAUUUUCCCAUUCACAUAUAAUAAAAAAAAUAUAAUAAUCUGCUAGCCCAUUCAGGUAAAUGAUGAUCAUAUCUUUUGAUAUUUUUAGUCUAAGGGCGAGUGAGAGAUUAAAACAGUCUUGGCGAUUCGUAAUAAAGCUCGGUCUAGUCUUGGAAACUCGAAGAAAAAAAUCUAAGUGGCCAUAGUAUCCAAAGCUGGGCGAUUUUCAUAGUGUGGUAAUAAUAUGUAAUUCUUUAUGUGUCGUGUCAUCUGAAGUUUCUUUGACCUAUUAAGCUCAUUAUCUCUUUGCAUUUAUUCCUCAAAAUGCAAUAUCAAAGAGUCUCCCAGUUGUAUAUAUCAGCAUCAGUAGUUGUGGACUAGAAUCAGUAUUGUUGAUCACGCAAUUAUAUGAAAGGAAAUUCAAAGGAAAAAUAUAUACAAGUUUUUAACUGUGAAACCCACUUUCGGUGAUGUAAGCGAAUCGGAAUUUCAGUUGUUGAACCUAAAA